AUGGGAUUGGUGGGUACAAUUUUAUUAAAAAAUGAUGAUUUAGUGAAUUAUGAAGAGAAUGAAGUAAGAUUGUAUGAUGGAAAAAUUUAUUUGCAAUGUUUGGAAGAGGAUUACGAAUUGCCCU
Messenger RNA from Dentiscutata erythropus, 124 nucleotides. NCBI's taxonomy places the organism in Eukaryota, Fungi, Glomeromycota, Glomeromycetes, Diversisporales, Gigasporaceae. The record is from the annotation of a GenBank genome assembly.